UUUUCAUUCAUUUCACUGACUUGAAGAACCUAUACGCCUGCAUCUCAAGCAGACGACCUAACAAUUCCAAUCUGCCGAGAGAGAAGAAGACUGUCUCAAUCUUCCCCUGAGCGGGAAGCAUCAGCACAGCCCUCGACAUGGACAACACAACAGAACUGGCCCUGACCCCUGUCAAUAACAACUUCACCAACAGCAACUGUUCCCGUGACAACGUGCUGAAGACGGUGGUGUUUCCUGUUCUCUACUCCCUCCUCUUCCUGUUGGGCCUGUCGCUCAACGGCCUGGCAGUGUGGGUGUUCUUCAGCAUCCCCAGCCGCUCCCACUUCAUCAUCUACCUCAAGAACAUUGUGGUGGCCGACGUCCUCAUGACCCUCACCUUCCCCUUCAAGGUGCUGUCUGACUCCAACAUGGCAUCAGUGGGUCUGCGUGUCUUUGUCUGCCGUGUCUCCUCUGUGCUCUUCUAUCUCACCAUGUACAUCAGCAUCCUCUUCUUCGGCCUCAUCAGCAUCGACCGCUGCAGGAAGACCCUCCAGCCCUUCAAGGUGACCAACAUGGCCCGUCUGACCCACAGAAAGCUGCUCUCUGUGGCUAUCUGGGCCUCCCUGCUGACCCUCUCCCUGCCCAACAUGAUCCUGACCAGCCACAGCCCCACCUCGGCCUACUUCAAGUGCAGCGUUCUUAAAACGGAGGCUGGGCUGCUCUGGCAUGAGGUGGUCAACUAUGUGUGCCAGAUAAUCUUCUGGGGGAACUUGGUGACAGUGAUAGUGUGUUACACACUCAUCACCAAAGAACUGUACAGUUCAUACGCCCGCACCAGGGCAUGCCGUUCUACUGGAGCCAUACACAACCCUGGUACUGGCAGGGGUAAUGUUGAAGGACAGCGCCAGCCCCGGAGGAAGAGUGUAAGUUCAAAUGUCUUCCUGGUGCUGGCUGUGUUCUUUGUGUGCUUCGUGCCGUUCCACUUCUCCCGCGUACCGUACACCCUGAGCCAGACGAGGGUACACAUGUUUGACUGCAACCUCAAGCUGUUCUUCUUCCAGCUGAAGGAGAGUACACUCUGGCUGUCCUCCCUCAACUCCCUCCUGGACCCUCUCAUCUACUUCUUCCUCUGUAAGUCCUUCAGAACCACCCUGUUCAAGACCCUCCGUCUCCCACCUGGGACCUGCAGCUGGCUCACUGGGAGAGAGUCCGAUCCCAACACAGCGGAGGAUCAGACCCAAACACAGGAGACUCCCCUGGGAGACACAUCUAUUAUGUAAUCUAUCUGUAUUUAGGUAAUAGGUAACUAAAACUCUAUGUUCUAUCUAUGUAUCGUGAAGAUCUGAUGAAUGUUUCACAGAGGAUCAUACUGCCCUCUCCUGGAAGGUUGACUAAACUGAACUGUGUGUUCAUUAAAAUGCCUGGGCAAUGGGAACAAUCAAUGUAAACUUCCAAUGAGAAACAAUAUUUUAGCCAGUGAUGAUUAUGAUAAUAUGCAGAGCAGCUGUUCCAGUACAGCAAUAAUAGCUCUAUGUUUGUUACACCAGUCUGAUACACCAGUCUGAUACACCAGUCUGAUACACCAGUCUGAUACACCAGUCUAAUACACCAGUCUGAUACACCAGUCUGAUACACCAGUCUGUUACGCCAGUCUGAUACACCAGUCUGAUACACCAGUCUGAUACACCAGUCUGUUACACCAGUCUGAUACACCAGUCUGAUACACCAGUCUGUUGCGCCAGUCUGUUACACCAGUCUGAUACACCAGUCUGUUACACCAGUCUGAUACACCAGUCUGAUACACCAGUCUGAUACACCAGUCUGUUACACCAGUCUGUUACAGUCAGUAGAAUGUUAUAACACCCUCUAAACAUCACCGUAACCUCAUGCCAAGGAACUCACCCUGUCUUUCUCGUAACAGCUUAGUUCCCUACACUGGCAUUCUGCUUUGACUUCAUCACUGUUUUGGCCUAGGAACUGAAAUAAGAGACAUACGUACUUCCCCUGUAAUUAUGUAUAACCAUGGCACAGUACUUAUGCCUGUCAUGUACAGGAUAGAGUCAGCAAAACGUUCUUUACAGCAUAAAAAUGUGACAUGUGAUUGUUUUUUCUCUUCUAUUAAAUUAUUCAUGUAUAUAAAAACCAUUCUUCAACACAUCAAUACGAUAUCUAAGGGAUAAAUCUCCUGAUUUCAGACGAUUAACUGAAAGCUAGCCGUUCUGUAUGUCAGACAUUAUACAACCUAUUUAACAGAUGGUCUAUGGGGAGGUGAGAGGGUGUAGCCUGUUGCUGCAGGGGCGGAUUGGCCAUCUGGCAAUUUUGGCAAAUGCCAGAUGGGGAGGACAAUUUUUGUUGUUGGGUGUGCUGGUAGAAAUUGACACACGCUCAAAAAAAAUAAUAAAAUAUAUAUAUAUAUAUAUAUAUAUACACACGUUUUAAAAUGUGACAUGGCCAGCGGCCCAUGUGCCUGAUAAGAUGUUUUUUUUAGGUUUUAUACUAAUCUACAGGUAACUGCCCAAAUGAUGGAAACACUUGAGUACAUGAGGGAUACAAAUUAUAUCAAAAGCCGGUGCUUCCACACAGGUGUGGUUCCUGAGUUAACUAAGCAAUUAGUGUCCGAUCAUGCUGAGCAGGCCAUUAUUUUGGCUAUUAUUUUGGCUACCAUGGGAAUGACGCAAUAAGAUGACCAAUGCCAUCAUGCAUAGGGAACAAGUGGUCACUGAAUGGUUUGAUGAGAAUAAAAACUAUUUCAACCAUAUGCCAUGGCCGUCUCAGUCACCAGAUCUCAACCCAAUUGAACACUUCUGGAGCAGCGUUUCCAACCAUCAUCAACAAAACACCAAAUGAUGGAAUCCCUUGUGAAAGAAUGGUGUUGCAUCCCUCCAAUACAGUUCCAGACACGUCAAGGUGCAUUGAAACUGUUCUGACUCGUUGUGGCCCAAUGCCCUAUUGAUGCCCUAUACAGAUUUCUUUGUAUUAUCAUUUACCAGGUCUGUUGUGUUAUAUUCUCCUACAUUCCAAACUUCAAAGAAUUUCCUUUCAAAUGGUACCAAGAAUUUGCAUAUCCUUGCUUCAGGGCCUGAGUUACAGGCAGUUAGAUUUGGGUAUGUCAUGUUAGGUGAAAAUUGAAAAAAGGGACAAAUCCUUAAGAGGUUUUUAUAAGAAUUUAAGCUUUCUGCUAAUAUCAGAAAUGUCUAUGUCCUGGGAAACAUUCUUGUUACUUACAAUCUCAUGCUUAUCGCAUUAGCCUACAUUAGCUCAACCGUCCCGCAGGAGACCAGGCAAUCCUGAAGAAGUUAUUAAAGAACCAGGCUCAUCAAAUAGGUACUAGUACUCUGGUGAGCCGCACGGGGAUUUCUCGCACCCCUGUCCAAACUACCCUGUUGUGGGGUGACCGGUCCAAAUCUUUCCAGGUGCUCAUAGACUCUGGCUCAUAGACUCUGGGGCAAACAAGAGCUUUAUGGACACUACCCUGGUUUCGGAGCUGGGAAUCCCCACACAACCCCUCUCCAUUCCCAAGGACGUCAAAGCAUUGGAUGGGCACUCUAUUGGCAUCGUCACCCAACACGUCCUCGACCGGAACCCAGCAUCUUUCCUCCGGACCGUACCCUCCCACUCCAUGAGAUACUGAAGGCCCCUCGCCCGACGCCUCGACGCCUCGAAUCCAGUAUGGAGCGAACAGAGUACGCCGGGGCCCCAUCGAUGUCCAGAGGGGGCGGAGGAACCUCUCGCACCUCAGACUCCUGGAGCGGGCCAGCCACCACCGGCCUGAGGAGAGACACAUGGAACGAGGGGUUAAUACGGUAAUCGGGUGGAAGUAACCUAUAACAAACCUCGUUCACCCUCCUCAGGACUUUAAAUGGGUCCACAAACCGCGGACCCAGCUUCCGGCAGGGCAGGCGGAGGGGCAGGUUUCGGGUCGAGAGCCUGACCUGGUCCCCCGGGACCUCACUGCGGUGGCGAUCUGCGUUCUCCUUUUGGCGCAGCAUGGCCAGCUGAAGGUGAACAUGGACAGCCUCCCAUGUCUCCUCUGCGCACCUGAACCAGUCGUCUACGGCAUGAACCUCGGUCUGACUCUGAUGCCAAGGCGCCAGAACCGGCUGGUACCCCAGUACGCACUGAAAGGGAGAGAGGUUAGAGGAAGAGUGACUAAAAGCCCUGUCUACCUCAGCUGACCACUGCAUGCGCACUGGGCCCCCUUCAGCAGUGAGGUAAUGGGAGCCGCUACCUGACCAAAACCCUGGAUAAACCUCCGGUAGUAGUUGGCAAACCCUAAGAACCACUGCACCUCCUUUACCGUGGUGGGAGUCGGCCAAUUACGCACAGCUGAAAUGCGGUCACUCUCCAUCUCCACCCCUGAGGUGGAAACGCGAUACCCUAGGAAGGAGAUGGACUGCUGGCAGAACAGGCAUUUCUCAGACUUGACGUAUAGGUCAUGCUCCAACAGGCGACCAAGCACAAUGCGCCCCAGGGACACAUGCUCGGCACGUGUAGCGGAGUAUAUCAGAAUGUCAUCCAUAUACACCACUACACUCUGCCCGUGCAGGUCCUUGAAAAUCUCGUCUACAAAAACUUGGAAGACUGAUGGCGCAUUCAUCAACCCUUACGGCAUGACGAGGUACUCAUAGUGCCCUGAGGUGGUACUGAAAGCUGUCUUCCACUCAUCUCCAUGGAUCGGCGAUGGGUAGAAGGCUGGCGACGCCGACCGCCGAACGUCGCCCGAACAAGGAGAGGGACCGACUUCGGCGGAAUGGGCUCAUUCUUCUUGACUGGCCUGCGUAGUAUGGCUGUCCACUCAGGAUCUGCCCCUCUGGGUAGAGUCCUGCAAACUGUAUCCCCAUUUAAUUGGUCCUUUCCCCAUCUCCAAGAUUCUUAGCCCCUCUGCUGUUCAUCUUCUGUUGCCCCAUAAACAUCCCACCUUUCAUGUGUCUAGGACUAAACCUAUGUCUCACAGCCUUUUGUCUCAUGUUUCCAGGCCCACCCCUCUUCCCCGUCUCAUCGAUGGCCAACCGGCAUACACGGUGAAGCGCUUCCUGAACGUUUGGCCACGGGGCAGGGGAUUCCAGUACCUGGUUGACUGGGAGGGUUAUGGCUCGGAGGAGAGGUGCUGGGUCCCCGCUAGGAACAUCCUGGACCCAGCCCUCAUCACUGCAUACCAUCGUCGGGACCCUGGUCAACCAAGUAUGCACCCAGGUAGAACACUGGAGGGUGUCAAACCCUGAUCUGUUUCACCUGUCGUUGUGCUCAUCUCCACCCCCAUGCAGGUGUUGCCCAUCUGCCCCAUUAUCCCCUGUGUAUUUAUACAUGUGUUCUCUGUUUGUCUGUUGCCAGUUCGUCUUGUCUUGUCAAGUCUUACCAGCUUGCUUAUCCAUCUUCCUGUUCCUCAAGUCCUGUUUCCUAGUUUUGCCCAGUUUUGCCCCCUAUGCCUGCCCUGGCCCGAGCCUGCCUGCCGCCCUGUACCUGCCUGACUCUGACCUGACUACGAACCUCUGCCCACCCUGACCCCGAGCCUGCCUGCCGUCCUGUACCUGCCUGACUCUGACCUGAUUACGAACCUCUGCCCACCCUGACCCCGAGGCUGCCUGCCGCCCUGUACCUGCCUGACUCUGACCUGAUCACAAACCUCUGCCUGUCCUCAUUCUGCCCUUUGCCCCUUGUUUAUAAUAAAUGAUCUGAGAACUGUACUAUCUGCCUCCGGUGUCUACAUCUGGGUCAUAUCCUGAGUCAUGAUAAUAUAGACAUAAUAUGACAUUUGAAAUGUCUUUGUUCUGUUUACUGUAAAUUUUUUAUUGCUUAUUUCACUUUUGUUUAUUAUCUACCUCACUUGCUAUGGCAAUGUUAACAUGUGUUUCUCAUAUCAAUAAAGUCCUUCAAUUGAAA
Molecule: messenger RNA, 5859 nt
Organism: Oncorhynchus kisutch (coho salmon)
Lineage: Eukaryota; Metazoa; Chordata; Actinopteri; Salmoniformes; Salmonidae
Product: P2Y purinoceptor 12
Exons: 3
Coding region: 138-1259 (373 amino acids)
Biological process (GO): G protein-coupled receptor signaling pathway
Cellular component (GO): membrane
Molecular function (GO): G protein-coupled purinergic nucleotide receptor activity
Source: RefSeq, a predicted model, not a curated record